Messenger RNA from Sarcophilus harrisii (Tasmanian devil), 6247 nucleotides. It is a transcript of the gene ZNF536, whose product is annotated as zinc finger protein 536. Lineage: Eukaryota; Metazoa; Chordata; Mammalia; Dasyuromorphia; Dasyuridae. Gene Ontology annotation, cellular component: nucleus. Gene Ontology annotation, biological process: regulation of DNA-templated transcription. Gene Ontology annotation, molecular function: DNA-binding transcription factor activity, RNA polymerase II-specific; RNA polymerase II cis-regulatory region sequence-specific DNA binding. The transcript has 7 exons. The coding region runs from base 877 to 5010 and encodes 1377 amino acids. The record is from RefSeq and is a predicted model, not a curated record.
ACAUAGAAUCCAUACUUGCAUUAUUCAGCCCUUUUCCUCCUUCCCUCUCUCUUCCCUGCUUUGUAGAAACAUAACCUAUUGCACAUUGGCACCUUGCUUUUUGCUGGUUGUAUAUUAUUUACUAAAAGCGUUUGCCCUCAGGAUAAACCUUGAAAAGUUGCUUAAAAAAAGUUAUUUGCUUGAUAAUUAAGUCCUGAAACCCAUCGUUUAAUGAUUAUUCUGGACCCAUAAGGCAGAGAACGUCCAUGACGUUUUUUCCCUAAGUUUAAUUACCGUAUGCUAAUUUCCUUGCCUACUACGUGAUUAAUUAAAAUCAUAUUUUCAUAAUCAUUUGGCACUAGUAUUGUUUUAGAAUUAUCAUGAUCCCCUAAAUAGUGUCUGUAAAUAAAGUCGGCUCUCAUGGAAAGAGAAUGGGAAGGCGAUGCUGAAGACCUUUAUGUGUUUGUAUCUAUGCGAUUGGUAACAUAACUGGCUUAUUUACAUUAAAUACGCCACAAGGUUAGAGCGCGGAUCAACGUCACUUUAUCGCUGAUUACUUCUCUUAAACGCCGGAGCUGUGACUGAUGCUGCACGUCCCGCUGUCCACCAAGAUUCACCGGGGAGUUUUUUUUUUUUUUUUUUUUUUUAAAAGAGACAGACUUUAAAUAGUUUCAGAAGCAGGUCUUAUUUUUACAGUUCCUGACCAUCAGUCUCUACUCCACAUCUUUAAGAAAUUCCCUCAAUCAAGAGCGAGGUCCAUUGCUUUAAGGAUAAUCUGGGAACCGGGACGCACCUCUGGCAAUCUGUCAGUGCCUAGAUCAGCUGCAUCCUUUCAGGAGGGACUCUCUCACGAGGCUGACGAUCCUUAAGACAAGUAUGCAGUUAAGUUGCUAAGGGAUGGAGGAAGCUAGUUUGUGCCUUGGAGUUUCUUCGGCUGUCCCAGAGGCUGAGGCCCAUCUUAACAGCACGAUCCUUAAUGGUCAGUAUUCAAUGAGCCAGAAGCUGCACCAGAUAACAUCUCAGCUCAGCCAUGCUUUCCCGGAGCUCCAGACCAGGCCGAACUCUGAAGAGAAGGCCCCCGCACCCCUCGAAGAGAAGAGCCACGUGUCCAUGGGAGGCCAGCCGAUUGGCAGCCAGAUGGCUCUCUUGGCCAAUCAGCUCAACCGAGAUGUGGACACCAGUCUGAAUGGAAGGGUGGACCUGCAGCAGUUCCUGAAUGGCCAGAACCUCGGCAUUAUGUCCCAGAUGAGUGAUAUUGAGGACGACGCAAGGAAGAAUCGGAAAUACCCCUGCCCCCUGUGCGGGAAGCGAUUCCGAUUCAAUAGCAUCCUUUCCCUGCACAUGCGUACACACACUGGCGAGAAGCCCUUCAAGUGUCCCUACUGUGACCACCGGGCCGCCCAAAAGGGGAAUCUGAAAAUUCACCUGAGGACCCACAAGCUUGGAAACCUGGGCAAAGGCCGUGGGAGGGUCCGCGAGGAGAAUCGCCUGCUUCAUGAGCUCGAAGAAAGAGCCAUCCUGAGGGACAAACAGAUGAAGGGCAGCCUCCUGCAGCCGCGGCCCGACGUCAAGCCUCCGCCGCAUUCCCAGCAGCCCCCUCUGGCCAACUGCAACUUGUCUUUGCCCGUGAACCAUAACGUCCCUGACAUCUCCAACCCGGUGCCCUCCCCCAAGCCAGCCAGUGUCCAAGAAGACAUGGUGGUCCCCACGGCGGGCUUCCGCUGCACCUUUUGCAAGGGGAAGUUCAAGAAACGCGAAGAAUUGGACCGUCACAUCCGGAUCCUUCACAAACCCUACAAGUGUACCCUGUGUGACUUUGCAGCCUCCCAGGAGGAGGAGCUGAUCAGUCACGUAGAGAAGGCUCACAUCACUGCGGAGUCAGCCCAAGGCCAGGGCUCCAACGGAAGCGGGGAGCAGUCAGCCAAUGAGUUCCGCUGCGAAGUCUGCGGCCAGGUGUUCAGUCAGGCCUGGUUUCUCAAGGGCCACAUGAGAAAACACAAGGAUUCUUUUGAGCACUGCUGUCAGAUCUGUGGGAGGCGCUUCAAGGAGCCCUGGUUCCUCAAAAAUCACAUGAAGGUCCACCUCAACAAGCUUUCCGUCAAGAACAAGUCUCCCAGUGACCCUGAGGUACCUGUUCCCAUGGGAGGUAUGUCCCAGGAGGCCCAUGCCAACCUGUAUUCUCGGUACCUCUCCUGUUUGCAGAGCGGCUUCAUGCCCCCAGACAAAUCCAGCCUGAGUGAACCUAAUCAGCUCUACAGCAAAGGGGACCUGCCUAUGAAGGAGAAGGAGGUUCUGGGGAAGCUGCUGUCCCCCAUCUCGGGCAUGGGCCACAGCCUCGGCGAAGGGGACAAACAUUCCCUCUUGGGUUGCCUCAACCUGGUGCCUCCACUAAAGUCCAGCUGCAUAGAACGUUUGCAGGCAGCUGCCAAAGCAGCCGAGAUGGACCCCGUGAAUAGCUAUCAGGCCUGGCAGCUCAUGGCAAGAGGGAUGGCCAUGGAACAUGGCUUCUUGUCUAAAGAGCAGCAGAUACAGCGCAACCAUGAAGAUACUUUGGCAAAUGCUGGAGUUCUGUUUGAUAAGGAGAAGCGGGAGUAUGUGUUAGUAGGAACAGAUGGCUCCAAGCAGAAAAUGCCUGCUGAUUUGGUUCACAGCACUAAAAUGGGCAAUCAAAGAGACCUGCCAAAUAAACUAGACCCUUUAGAAGGCAGUAGAGAUUUUUUGUCACAUGGUCUCAACCAGGGACUUGAUUACAACAUGCAAAGUCAUGGAAACAUGAAGGAGAAGCCCACUGAGUGCCCAGACUGUGGCCGAGUGUUCCGAACCUAUCACCAGGUUGUCGUCCACUCCCGAGUCCACAAGAGGGACAGGAAAGCUGAAGAAGAGGUCCUCCAAGGGUGCCUGGAGGAGCGACGGGGUUCUGGAAGUGACCAGGAAUCCCAGUCAGUGAGCCGGUCCACCACACCGGGAUCUUCCAAUGUUACCGAGGAGAGUGGGCUCGGUGGGGGCCUUUCCCAGACUGGAAGUGCUCAGGAAGACAGUCCACACCCUUCAUCACCAUCUUCCUCAGACAUUGGUGAAGAGGCUGGAAGAUCUGUCGGAGUCCAGCCACCAGCUCUGCUAAGAGAUAGGAGUCUUGGAUCGGCAAUGAAGGACUGCCCUUAUUGUGGGAAAACAUUCCGAACAUCCCACCAUUUAAAGGUGCAUCUGAGAAUACAUACAGGUGAGAAACCCUACAAAUGCCCCCAUUGUGAUUAUGCUGGUACUCAGUCUGCAUCCUUAAAGUACCACUUAGAACGACAUCAUCGGGAACGACAAAACGGUGCUGGGCCACUCUCUGGGCAGCCUCCAAGCCAGGAUCAUAAGGAUGAGACAACGAGCAAAGCAUCUCUGUUUAUCAGGCCGGACAUUCUGAGGGGAGCCUUUAAGGGUCUCCCAGGGAUUGACUUCAGAGGUGGCUCUGUCUCUCAGCAAUGGACAUCAGGAAUGCUUUCAUCUGGGGACCAUUCAGGGCAGGCUGUCGGCAUGACUUCUGAGACUUCUUCAGAGACUCUGAAGGGCUCUGACUUACCUUCCAAAGGUACACACUUUUCUGAAAUUGGACGAGCCUAUCAGAGCAUCGUAGGCAAUGGGGUUAACUUCCAAGGCUCUUUGCAAGCUUUCAUGGAUAGCUUUGUCUUGAGCUCUUUGAAGAAAGAGAAGGAAGUAAAGGACAAAGCCCUCUCAGAUCCACUUUCCAUGAAACUCCAUGGACCAGAUGGUGGUGAGGAAAAAAAUAGUGGAAAAUCCUCCCAGAGGAAAUCAGAGAAAUCUCAAUAUGAACCCCUGGAUUUGUCUGUAAGACCAGAUGCAGCUUCUCUCCCGGGCUCUUCGGUGACUGUCCAAGAUAACAUUGCAUGGCACGGCUGCUUAUUUUGUUCUUUUACGACUUCAUCAAUGGAAUUGAUGGCCCUUCAUCUCCAGGCCAAUCACUUGGGCAAAACUAGACGCAAAGACAGUGCUUUGCUAGCUACAGGAAAUGGCAAGGACCAAGCCAGGGAAGUGAGCAAAACUGGCUUGCUCCCUUCUACCGUACAAUCUAGCAAAGAGGUAGGAAUCCCCAACAUGAUGGCCCACCUUGACUCUACUUCUGAGAAGAUGGCCCCAGGUCAUGGCAAAGAGAUUUUGGGAGAACAAAAGAACUCGGCCUGGGCUGGCCACAUGGACCCGCCAUUUUGCAACUUUACUUCAGACUUCUACAAACAAUUUGGGGUUUACCCGGGAGUCAUGGGCUCAGGGUCCUCCUGUGCUAACAGUGAGCCCGAAGGCAAAGCACAGCUUCAAGACGACCCAACAAUCCUGCUCCCCGAGUCUGCGAACAAAAAUGCUAUUGACGAACUGUCUGAUAUUGCUUCAUCUGAAGACAUGGAGUCUUCCAAGGAGGAAAACAAUGAAGAGGAGGAUAUUGAGACAGAACCCGAAAUCAUGAGCAAACCACUGUCAGUCCUUCACAAGGAGAGCGGCAGCGACGCAGGGGACAGCCUCCACAACCCCAUUGCCUCCCAGCCGGCCCAGGGACUUGUCUCACCUUUGUCCCAAACGUCUGAGAAGCCAUGGCAUGGCCCAAAUCUUCUUCCAUCCCAUGACACCUCCCCAGGGGUGAUGAAAGCAGAACAGAUCCCAGGUCCCCAGGUCCUGGAGAAGCAGAUGAACAUGUUGUCAGUCCUAAGAGCCUAUAGCUCUGAAGGCUUAGCAGCCUUUAAUGGACUUUCCAGUAGCACAGCAAGUAGUGGAUGUGUCAAGAGACCAGACUUGUGUGGUCACAGGCCUUUCCAGUGCAGAUAUUGUCCAUACAGUGCCUCUCAGAAGGGAAACCUGAAGACCCAUGUUCUUUGUGUCCAUCGCAUGCCUUUUGACAACAGCCAGUAUCCCGAUCGCAGGUUCAAGCGCUCCAGAGUUGACUCCGAGGCUUCUGGGAAUUUAGAGGAACCUGCAGCUGUCAGACCCGGGAGCUCAGCAGAGCUAACGGAGGUGGGCAGCAAGACCCAGGAGUAACAGGAGUAACAGCUGAACAAGUCUAUCUGUAUAUUGCAAUAUUAUUUUACAGUCUUUAGAUAGGCAUUUGGUGAGAGAGUUUGCUAACUGCAUUCUGAGAAAAAUAAAGAGUUGUAUACAGUUCUCCCCUUACCCCCAGUAGUGUACAGGAUGUUUAAAACAUUUAAAAUAUAUCUAUAUCUAUAUAUAUAUAUAAAAUUUCCCCAGCCCUUGAAAAUGGCUGCUAAACUGUUACCUGGCAACAAAUGCUUCCAAACAACGCAGGUGGGAUAAUAAAGUGAUUUCAAAAAUGUGAGGAGGUCGUUAGUACUCUAAAAAAAAAAAAAAAGAAAGAAAAAAAGAAAGAAAGAAAAAGCAGGGGGCACUUCAAACUCUAAAGUGGUCUUUGUCCAAAAAUAACGCUCUUAACCGAAAAAUGAUACCAUCUCCAUGAUUUAGUGUUGCCUCCGAAGAUUGAGAGGCUGCGUCUUCAUUGUUGAAAACACCUUUAUAAUAUGAUACUGGCGGCUGUCAUUGGCCCAGCAUAGUAAUGAGAUGGCUUGGUACGCUAGCUACCAUGGUGCCAGUCAGACUGGGGCUGUCACUGCAGAGAAAAUCAAUGGGAGUGGUGUUGUAACUGCACUGGAGGAGAAAUCUUAGCCGGCCCCUAACGAGGGUCAGGACUGACUGAUAUUGGAAAAGAUUGUGAUAUUACAUUUUCAUUUUUUAAAAAUACACAGCCGAAUGAAUCAAUGGUCAGGAAGGAUGUUGUGGACACAUGUCCAUUGCAGAUUUGAUGAGUGAUUCCUUUUUUCAGCUCAAAUGGCAGUAUUGAGGGAAAUGCUUUUAAUCUGGGUCCUUUUUAUUUUUAUUUUUGGAUGAAGAAGUAGGUAUAUACUAAAGAAAUCUAGGGGUAUAUGAUAUAUCAUUAUUGUUUAGCCGAAGAAGUCAGCCUUAUCGGUAGAAGGUGCUAGUGAGAAAUCAAAUUUUAUGUUACUAGAGAGGGUUUAAAAUUUUUUUUAAGUUUUAAUUUUUUUUACUUGAAUGAAGGAUUUUCUAAUCCUGGUUAAGUUUUUCAUCUGUUAGUUUUUAUAAGUGUGACAGACACAGGGCAGGAGUAUCUUCUAGAAUGGGCUCUUAUAAAGCAGCUUGAGCUAAAAUAUGAAUUCCAACAACCUGUGCUUUGUCUCUAAUGAAGAAAGUGUUUGAGCUAUUAUUUUUAUUGUGAUUUUUUUAUAUAAAACAAAUGUCUUAUGCU